Messenger RNA from Homo sapiens (human), 623 nucleotides. RefSeq names its product ADAM metallopeptidase with thrombospondin type 1 motif 12 (gene ADAMTS12). Gene Ontology annotation, molecular function: metalloendopeptidase activity; metallopeptidase activity. The record is from RefSeq and is marked reviewed. Gene Ontology annotation, biological process: proteoglycan metabolic process; ossification; extracellular matrix organization. NCBI's taxonomy places the organism in Eukaryota, Metazoa, Chordata, Mammalia, Primates, Hominidae.
AGCUUUGCAGUCGCUGCCUUCUCGCGCCUGACCAUGCACCCCUGCAUCUUCCUGCUGGGCCACAGGCGAGCGCUUUAUUUCUGGAGCUGAGGGCUAAAACUUUUUUGACUUUUCUUCUCCUCAACAUCUGAAUCAUGCCAUGUGCCCAGAGGAGCUGGCUUGCAAACCUUUCCGUGGUGGCUCAGCUCCUUAACUUUGGGGCGCUUUGCUAUGGGAGACAGCCUCAGCCAGGCCCGGUUCGCUUCCCGGACAGGAGGCAAGAGCAUUUUAUCAAGGGCCUGCCAGAAUACCACGUGGUGGGUCCAGUCCGAGUAGAUGCCAGUGGGCAUUUUUUGUCAUAUGGCUUGCACUAUCCCAUCACGAGCAGCAGGAGGAAGAGAGAUUUGGAUGGCUCAGAGGACUGGGUGUACUACAGAAUUUCUCACGAGGAGAAGGACCUGUUUUUUAACUUGACGGUCAAUCAAGGAUUUCUUUCCAAUAGCUACAUCAUGGAGAAGAGAUAUGGGAACCUCUCCCAUGUUAAGAUGAUGGCUUCCUCUGCCCCCCUCUGCCAUCUCAGUGGCACGGUUCUACAGCAGGGCACCAGAGUUGGGACGGCAGCCCUCAGUGCCUGCCAUGGACUG